AUGGACAUGGAUCAGAAGCCGUUCGUUGAUUACGGUAGUUAUUGCUAUCCGACCGCGGCCACAACGCAAGAUUUCACCGCUAGAUCACAAGUUUCACCGUAUUUCUAUAAUUUCUCAACGAGUACCGCAUCGUCUAUGUAUUCACAACAACCGACACAUUUUAUGUAUCCGCAAGCAGCCGCUAGUUCACCGGAAGAUCAGAUGACGACGAAAAUUAUCGAAGGUGGUGAGGUGAAAAUCAAUGGGAAAGGGAAGAAAGUCAGGAAACCAAGGACAAUCUAUUCUAGUCAGCAAUUGCAGACACUUCAAAAACGGUUCACUAAAACACAGUACUUAGCGCUUCCGGAUCGGGCCUCCCUAGCUGCCGAACUUGGUUUAACGCAAACUCAGGUGAAAAUCUGGUUUCAAAACCGUCGUUCGAAACAGAAGAAAUCGAAAGGCAGCGUGGAACGAACGUCGGACGAAGAAGGUGAAUCCGAGGAUCGUGCGGAUUCCACACCACCCGAGGAGGGCACCUCCACCACGGCACCGCCGGAUUGGCAUCAUAUGACGGGUUUAGCGCCGUCAUCGUUACCGUCCGCCGGUCUACCGCCGACCGGGCUUGGUCCGUCCACGUUACCGCCUACCGUACUGCCACCACCAUCGCAACAAGCGUCGGUGCCGCCAAGCGGCUUAAUGCCACCGCCUUUGAACACCCCGCUUUCCACUUAUGAUCCCGUCAAGUACUCUUCGGAUGAGUUAAAACCGUUUUAUGAUCAGACCGCUUAUUACCAGCCGUAUAUUCUACCGCACUCAGGGUACAAUGGUUACUAG
Messenger RNA from Necator americanus (New World hookworm), 813 nucleotides. RefSeq lists its product as uncharacterized. The coding region runs from base 1 to 813 and encodes 270 amino acids. Gene Ontology annotation, molecular function: RNA polymerase II cis-regulatory region sequence-specific DNA binding; DNA-binding transcription factor activity, RNA polymerase II-specific. Lineage: Eukaryota; Metazoa; Nematoda; Chromadorea; Rhabditida; Ancylostomatidae. The record is from RefSeq and is a predicted model, not a curated record. Gene Ontology annotation, biological process: regulation of transcription by RNA polymerase II. The transcript has 4 exons.